Vairimorpha ceranae is the source of this 471-nucleotide messenger RNA. RefSeq names its product glutathione peroxidase. The transcript has a single exon. The record is from RefSeq and is a predicted model, not a curated record. Gene Ontology annotation, molecular function: glutathione peroxidase activity. Lineage: Eukaryota; Fungi; Microsporidia; Nosematidae. Gene Ontology annotation, biological process: response to oxidative stress. The coding region runs from base 1 to 471 and encodes 156 amino acids.
AUGUCUGAAUUUUAUUCUUUAAAUGCAGUUGAUUCAAAACAGUCACUAGUUGAAUUUUCAAUAUUUAAAAAUAAUGUAGUUAUAAUUUCUAAUGUAGCCACAUAUUGUAAACUAGCAAAAUCAAACUAUGAUUCUUUUAAACAACUUACAGACGAAUUUUAUGACAAAGGCCUUAGAGUAUUGUUAUUUCCUUGUUCGCAAUUUUUAAACCAGGAAUCUGGUGAUAUUGAAACUAUUCGCAAUUAUGCGCAUUCUAUUUCUGAUAAAUUUAUCGUAUUUGACAAAGUUAAUGUAUUUGGAUCUCAAAAAGAUCCUGUUUUUAAGUAUUUAACAGACAACAGUUCAGAAAGUUUUUUUAAGUUUGUAAAAUGGAACUUUACAAAAUGGGUUGUUAAAGAUGGAAAGAUUUUAAAGCGAUAUGGACCAACAGAGGUUAUUAAAUGUGAAGACAUAAAAGAUUUAUUUGAAUAG